AUGGCAGUGCCGCAGGCGGCUCCAGCGGCAGAGGAGGUUGGUGCCGGGCAGGCGACUGCCUUCACUGUGGCCUACGGAGGCUAUGACAACUACUACCGAAGCGAUGACGUGGUGGCAGGCAGCCAACCCGGCAUCUCCACGCCUGCACCCUCGUCCUUUGCAGGCGUGCUGCUGCUCACCCAGCCGGGCGUGCGGCUGCCCGACGGCGCGGGCGUGCGCUUCCUGGCUGCCUUCCCCGAUGCCAACUCCGGAGCAGUUGCCUACUUCAACGCCACCGAGGGCCCCUCCACCGACCUGGUCAUCGAGCUGGACAACACAACCUUCACCAGCACCAUGGGCCCAGGCAACACUGUGGGCCUCACGGGCACGCUGGUGUUCAACCGCAAUGCCACGCUGUACCGCGCCGUGGUGGGCAGCAUCCGCACCGUGCGCGACUAUGUGGAAGGCCCCCGCAUCAUCCGCCCCAUCUUUGCUCACACCACUACCCAGCAGGACAGCUCGGUGGUGCUGCACAGGGAGUACAUGAACGGCACAGGCUCCAACACGCUCGUCUUUGCACCGGCAGACGACUCUACCGAGCUGACGCUGCUACCCGAUGGCAAUUUCACUGUGGGACUGGUCCCUGGUGCACCCGAGGGCCGAGUGGCCUUCACAGUGCUUGUGAGCUGGUCCCCGCACCUGCGUUCUUUCCAGCCCGACCAGCUGCUGGCUGAAGGUCAGCGCGGCAUCGCAAACACCCCGCAGGUCACACAGCUCAGCUUCCUAACGUAUCCAGAGAAACUGCUGGCGGGCAGUUGGCGCUUCCUGACCUACUUUGGCAGGCGGGUGGGGCGUAUGCGGGACAGCCUGAUCGCUGCACGCCUCAUGAUGAGCCGCCUGGCCUCUGCGGCCACCGAGGCGGCGCUGGGCGCGGCCCUAGCCAACCUCAACCUCCAGCAGGGCUACUAUCAGUACAACGGCCAGGACUUCAUCCCGGUGGGCACCGUGUGCCACGAGGAGACUCUGGGCGACUAUGCCAGCUGGACCAACAUCCAGGAGGGCACCCCCGAGCUGGGUGGCAGGCUGUGGUGCGAUUACAAGAUGAUUGACACCGACUUCCUGCUGCUUCCCUUUCUGGCGCAGUACUUCCUCAACACAUCUCAAGGAGCCGACCGGGCACCUGCCUUCCUGGAAAGCACGGUGCCGCCUGCUGGCGGCACGGCGCUGAACCUCAACAGCGCCUAUGGCGAGCUGCUGGAUGCCAACGCCAACCUGGUGCUGGAGCUGGCCCGCCCCUUUGCCACCAACCAGACCGUGGACACCCUCAUCAGCCUCCGCCCAGGGCAGCUGGUCGGCAACUGGCGCGACAGCGAGGCGGGGCUGGGAAUGGCCACCAUCCCCUAUGACGUCAACACCGCCCUGGUGCCCGCCGCCCUGCGCGCCAUCCAGGAGCUGGCGGCCGCCGGCAUCUUGGACCCUGCCAUGGAGGCAGAGGCAGCUGAGCUGGCGACGGUAUGGGAGACCCAGACUGCGCCCUUCUUUGAGAUCACCGUGCCAGCCGCAGAGGCAGAGGAGAUGGUCGGCGCCUACAGCCGCGACCUUGGCGUCCCGUCACCCGUGACACGCCAGGCUGGCAGUACCGCCGCAAACCUCACCUUCUACGCGCUGGCGCUGCACCCCAACGGCACCCAGGCGCGCUGGAGCAGCUGGGGCACCGCGAAACCCUCGGCUGCAGUUGGAUCUGACGUGUGCGACCGACCGUUGAUCCUUCGCCAUGCCUUGUGGCGGUCGAUGCAGGUGCCUGUGAUGCACUCCGACGUGGGGUUCAACCUGCUGUACCAAUCCAACGUACCCGAGGAGAUCAUCCGCUCCGUCCCCACCCUGCUGUCUGAGUUCCCCGGCGGCCUGCUGACGCCCGCAGGCAUGGUAGUUGCCAACCCGGCCUACAGCGCCCUGGCGUCGCCGCCUGUGGCCAGGCAGCUGUAUGCCAACACCAGCGCCGGGGCGUAUCAUGGCACAGUCGUGUGGGGAUUCCAGCAGGCGUUGAUGGUGGAAGGAGUGGAGCGUCAGCUGGCCCUGUGCCAGUCGGCCUCCCCGCCCGACUGGUGCGACGACCAGAACCUGGUGGAUGAGCUGAGGGCCGCACUGGACCGUCUGUGUGGGGUCAUCACCAGCAACCCGACAGUCGCCUUUUCAGAGGCGAGCCCGGCUGCCAGCUGGCUCGGCACCAUGCACUGA
Messenger RNA from Chlorella variabilis, 2217 nucleotides. RefSeq lists its product as hypothetical. The transcript is spliced from 18 exons. The record is from RefSeq and is a predicted model, not a curated record. Lineage: Eukaryota; Viridiplantae; Chlorophyta; Trebouxiophyceae; Chlorellales; Chlorellaceae. The coding region runs from base 1 to 2217 and encodes 738 amino acids.